Molecule: messenger RNA, 1041 nt
Organism: Sclerotinia borealis F-4128
Lineage: Eukaryota; Fungi; Ascomycota; Leotiomycetes; Helotiales; Sclerotiniaceae
Source: the annotation of a GenBank genome assembly
AUGUCUUCCUCCUCUGGUACUCCAGAAUCUUGGAUCUCUUCUUUCUGCGCAUUAUUGGGUCAUGAAUACUUUGCAGAAAUAUCGGAAGAAUUUAUAGAAGAUGACUUCAAUUUGACAGGUUUACAGACACAGGUAGCUAUGUAUAAAGAAGCGCUCGAGAUGAUAUUAGAUGUCGAACCAGAAGAUGAUGAGGACGAGGAAGACGAAGAUGAGGAUGAAGAUGAGGAUGCAUCUAUCGAGGGUGAGGAUCGAUCAGGACGAAGAGCCGCUGCCGAAAGAAGACACCAACGAAUGGCAAGCGAUCUCUCAAUUAUAGAAUCCUCGGCAGAAAUGCUAUACGGUCUAAUCCAUCAACGAUUUAUCUGUUCUCGAGCCGGUAUGCAACAAAUGUCCGAAAAAUACGACCUCGCCCAUUUUGGCGUCUGUCCAAGAACACAUUGCGAACAAGUCCGAACAUUACCCGUAGGAUUAUCUGAUGUUCCAGGUGAAGAUACUGUUAAACUCUUCUGCCCCUCUUGUCUCGAUGUAUAUGUUCCACCAAAUUCCAGGUUUCAAACAGUCGACGGUGCAUACUUUGGGCGAACGUUCGGGUCGCUUUUCCUGGUCACUUUCCCCGAUUAUGAUAUUAGUAAGAAAGGAUUAGAACCGUUAGGAGGACAUGGGGCCAGAGGUUUACAGCAUGCCAAUCAUGAUGAAGAAAAGGAAAAGAUAAACGGCAUGAACGCAUCGAAUCUCGCACCUGGUCUCGGAAAAGGCAAGGUUUACGAACCUAAAAUCUAUGGAUUCAAGGUUUCCGAGAGAGCGAGAAGUGGUCCUCGAAUGGCUUGGUUGAGGAAACGACCAGAUGAGAUUAGGGAUUUGGAUGAAGCAACUGCAUAUGCGGUCGAGCAUGCCGAGGACAGUGACGAAGGUAUUGAUGUUGCACCCGGUGGGGCUAGUGCGAGUGCUCGACUCAAACCUCGAAGGAGGAAUCCAAAGGCAGCGGCGAAUAAUCGAGGUAGUCCGAUGAGUGUGGAGGCCAAUGGGGAGAUUUUCUCGUAG